AACACACUCUACUCCAAGCUCGAGUAGCUGAGCAGAGGCUCGGACAUGACCAAGAAGCUCACCUCCGCCAUGGCCGGGAAGCAGGAUUUUCGCAAGGCGCAAUCCGACGAUCAGGGGAUUCACGGAGGCGGCAAGAGCGCAGCGGGAUUCGGGGGCAGGCUGAUCUCCCACGAGCAGGAGGACGCCAUCAUCGUCGCGGCGCUGCGGCACGUGGUGUCCGGGUACAGCACGCCGCCGCCGGAGCUCGUCACGGUGGCGGGCGGCGAGGCGUGCGGGGUCUGCGGCAUCGACGGGUGCCUCGGGUGCGACUUCUUCGGGGCGCCCUCGGGGCUAGUGAGUCCUGGCGUUGGGCAGGUGGCAGCGGCGGGAGGAGGGGAGCAGCAGCAGAGGCCGCGGCGGCGGAGGAAGAGGAACAUGUACCGCGGCGUGCGGCAGCGGCCGUGGGGCAAGUGGGCGGCGGAGAUCCGCGACCCGCGGCGCGCGGCGCGCGUGUGGCUGGGCACGUUCGACACCGCGGAGGCGGCCGCCAGGGCCUACGACUCCGCCGCGCUCGAGUUCCGCGGCCCGCGCGCCAAGCUCAACUUCCCGGGCGCGGCGGGGGCCGCGACGCGGACGCCGUCGCCGUGCGGCGCGGAGACGGCGACGGCGACGACGCCGGGGGAGUGGCGGCUGGGCGGCGCGGACGGAGCGGGGGACGAGCUGCUGUGGGAAGGCCUACAGGACCUGAUGAAGCUGGACUAGGCGGACUUGUGGUUCUCGCCAUUCGCUGGCGCGGCAUCUAGUUUCUGAGAGCUCGAUUCGAUCCUGUACUGACAACCACGUGCACCAAAGUGUAGUUGCUGUCUUACUGACCACUAGGUCUCAGCUAUGAUAACCGGGAACGGCAUUCUUUUGUUGGACAAUGCAUAGCUAGUCGGUUCGUCAAGGUUGGCUUAUAACUUGAUCGCGUGACAUUCUUGAGUUGCGUAUAUUGACGGGUGAAUAUGGAAUUUUUUUUGUAUCAAUGGAUCUUCUGGGGAAAACUGUUUGAUA
Molecule: messenger RNA, 1032 nt
Organism: Panicum hallii
Lineage: Eukaryota; Viridiplantae; Streptophyta; Magnoliopsida; Poales; Poaceae
Product: ethylene-responsive transcription factor ERF109-like
Exons: 1
Coding region: 46-741 (231 amino acids)
Biological process (GO): regulation of DNA-templated transcription; ethylene-activated signaling pathway
Molecular function (GO): DNA binding; DNA-binding transcription factor activity
Source: RefSeq, a predicted model, not a curated record